AUGAGCGCCUUGGCUUCCUUCGUCGUGCUGGCUAGCGUGGUGGCCAUGGCGGCACCGCAGGGCUACGGCGGCGGCGGCAGUGGCGGCGGCGGCGGCGGGGGGCGGUUCAUCCCCAUCGUGAAGGACGACCGCACGCAGAACGCUUACGGCGAGAACACCUUCGAGUUCGAGGCCGCCAACGGCAUCGUCCGCUACGAAUCCGGAAAAGAAGACAACGGACACGUGCAGGAGGGAGGCUGGAGGUACCAGGCGCCGGAGGGCAUCCCUGUGGAGAUCACCUUCGUGGCCGACCAGGGGGGGUACCAGCCUCAGGGGGCCCUGCUCCCCGUGGCCCCUCCUCUUCCCUACCAGAGGACGCAGUCCUUCGGAGGAGCAACAGGAGGCGGAGGAGGAGGAGGAUAUGCGUGAAUCUGAAACAAUUUAGCAGAUCUCGUGUUCACUCUUCCUCCUUCGUCUUGAGAACUGUCCUGUUGAUGCUUUUAUUUCAUUGUUAUUCAACGUUAUUGUUAACUGGUUUUAUAGUUUUAUGUGAAUUUUUUGUUUUUCUGCUUCUAAUGUGACUGAUUUAAUGUACCAAAUAAAGUCUACUUUGUUAUA
Messenger RNA from Penaeus chinensis, 597 nucleotides. RefSeq names its product pupal cuticle protein 20-like. Gene Ontology annotation, cellular component: chitin-based extracellular matrix. Gene Ontology annotation, molecular function: structural constituent of chitin-based larval cuticle. Bases 1 to 408 code for a protein of 135 amino acids. Lineage: Eukaryota; Metazoa; Arthropoda; Malacostraca; Decapoda; Penaeidae. The record is from RefSeq and is a predicted model, not a curated record. The transcript is spliced from 3 exons.